AUGCAGCACCGCGCGAAGCUCUCGGUCGCGCCCGUCAAUCUCAAACGCCACGCGUCACGAAGCGCCGAUGACGACGACGCACGAAGCAGUCAGAGCUCUUCUUGCGGCUCCGAGAAAGAGACGCGUGGACGGCCGCUGGAACCGCUCGUGGAGGCGAGGAAAGACGGCAGUGUCCGCGUUGCUGUGCGGAUUCGUCCGCCGCUGCCUUGGGAGCUCGCACGUAAUGCUGUGACGUGUGUCAAGACGCUAAGAGACAGUGCAAAUACCGUGCAAGUCACGGCCGGCGCGCAUCCCGCGAAGCAGUUCACGUUUGAUCAUGUCUUUUCGCAAGCCGUUCAGCAGACUGAAGUGUACGACGAAGUACUGCAUCCUUGGAUGGAAUCGUUUCUACAGGGGUUCAAUGUGACAGUGAUCGCGUAUGGACAGACAGGGUCCGGCAAAACAUACACUAUGGGCAAUAACAUGCCAUCAGCGUGUAUGGUGGCCAACAGUAUGUUUGCGAGUCCUCCUAGUUGUGAUGAUAGCACUGACGAGGAGUUUUUUGAUGCACUGGAUAACAACGAAGGGUUAAUUCCUCGAUUUCUGCAUCAUUUAUUUACAAAGCUGGACGAGAAGAAGCGCAAUGUGGAGCUGUCAGUGUCGUUUUUGGAGAUUUACGGACAGGACAUUUAUGAUUUACUGGACAGUCCAGCGACGCAGAGGUUGGGUCGACGGCCAGAGUCGCUGCAGCUGCGAGAGAACGCGAAAAAUGGUGUGUGGGUACAGGGAUUGAAGGAGGUGCGCGUGUCGAGUCGACAAGAAGCCCUUGACCAUAUGCAACGAGGAGCGUUACAGCGUAUUACCGCCAGCACACAGAUGAAUGAACAGUCUAGUCGGUCACACGCUGUGUACACGGUGAAGAUUGUCCAGCGAGUGUCGGGCCAGAAUUUCAAUCUGAAGAAAUCGAAUAAGCUUGCAGUCGGAUCGAGCAGCAGCAAUGAUGUGGCAACGGACGCAAUCGAGUCCGAUGCGGUUAUCGUGUCAAAACUUACAUUCGUGGACUUAGCAGGAAGCGAGCGACUAAAAAAGACGCUUGCGGAGGGUGAUCGUAUGAAAGAGGGCAUUCAAAUCAAUGCCGGACUAUUUGCUCUCGGCAAUGUCAUAAACGCACUUGGAGAUGACAAGCGCCGGGGACACUCCAAGCUUCACGUUCCGUACAGGUCUUCAAAGCUUACGAGGUUACUUCAGGCCGCCCUUGGUGGGAACAGUCGGACUCUAUUCAUUGCAUGUGUGUCUUCUGUAGACUUGCAUGCAAACGAGACUUUGAAUACACUCGUGUACGCAAACCGCGCUAAGAAUAUUCAAAACAAGGCUGUGAAGAAUAUCAAUAGCCGCUCUGCUGAGUUGGCAAACUCAAAAGCUUAUAAUCAGCUCUUGUGCCGCGAGCUCGUGAAGGCUGUUCUCGCGGAAUAUAAAAGAGGGGCUCAUGGUGACAUAGAUAGUUUAGCAGAUGUCUGUAUGUCAAACCCAGAGGUUUUGUCAUACUUUGGUAGCAUCGAACAGCUAUCAGCAUCAGCAGAUUUGAUGUUGUCAAGUAAUGAGCGCACACUCGAAGUACGGCGCCUGCUCAGUAGCCUCACGUCUCAUCUAUGUGGGUUAGCGUCCAAAAAAGGAUACCGACGAGCUGCUUCUUUGACAAGCGGAAUUGAAAACGAACCCAAGAGAAUCCCGCGUCGAGGUGAACCUCCUGACUCUGGAGGCGAUAUUGGCUCUUCUAUGGUAAUACUAGAAGAAGGAAACCCUGACGCAGACGAGGCUUUUGCAACUACUUGUUCGCUGGGGAAGUUGUGCCGCACAUUGGGAAUUAUGAGCUUUGCGUUCGAAAUGCUCGAGAUUCAACGAGGAGAAAAGGAGCUACGACAAUCGGUGGAUGCUAAGCGUACAAAGUUGGAGACGCAGUAUCGUCGCCAGGAGUUUUUGCGAGAUGGGUUGUCUGGUAUGAUAGACAGAAUGCAAACAUGGCUUUCUUCGUCAACAAUGACCCAAGAUACAAGACGAAGCAUCAGGAGUAGCGUAGAAGCCGCGCAAGGAAAAUUGGCUUCGAUGGCUAUUGGAAUGGAGGACCUAAAAGACCAAAUAACUAGGCUUAGUUGUGAUCAACAGUUGGCGCUGGAGUGCUGCCAAAAAGAGUGGAUAGCUAAACACGACCAACUCAAUGAAAUGAGAGAGGCUCAAGACAAAACCACAACCAAUACGCUGGACGCGUUGAUCUGGAAGACCGAAAUCGAGUUGCGCUUCGAUAGCUAUGGUCUAGAUAGCAUAUCAGAACUUCUUAUGGACGAAGAAAAGGAAUUAGCAGCUUGUAUAGCUGGAGGUGAUGGAACAAUUUCCUUCACAUCGCCUCUAUUCACAAAGGAAGAGUUGGCCUUGUCGCAGCAUUGUGAGAUAUACUCGAUGAUUCACGACCAACUCCGGAAUGCAUUUGAUAACGAAAUUCUCGAGGCCGCCAUGAACAAGGAACUUCGUAAGCGAACGCAGUUAAUCCACAAAAUUGCAAACGGGGCGACAGCUUGCUUUCGUGACGGAAUGACUAAGAACAUGUUCAUGGAAGAAAACGAACGAAUUUUGAAAGACUGCGAGAACAGCAUUUCCGAAAUUCGCGAAGCCAUGUUAGCUAGGCGGUGCCAGCGAGCAACAAUGGCUGAAACACUUGAUUCUAUAGGGUCCUUAGAUACGGCAAAGGUCCUGAUUCGUAGGCUCAUUGUUCAGGUAUAUUCCCACUGGCGAAAUGACAUGACGUUUGACGAAAAGGAGGAGGCCAAAAAGCAAAAAAAGAUUGAACAAACCAUAACGCAAAAUCUGGCUGCGAUGAAGACUGACAUGGACGCGAAGCUGGACACUAUCGAAGCGAGAUAUGAGCAGGACUUGAAAAGUGCUUUUCAGAUGGUGACGAGUUUUAAUGACGUCGUAAGAUCGAGCGGUCACUCGCUGGUGCACGAUCCAUCAGGGCAAGCUGAAGCAGCAGACAAGAUAUUUCGAUUGGGAGAUCGCGAAAAGAUGCUAAUAGCUGAGUUGGCGGACAGCAAAAAGGAAAUGGUAGCAAUGCGUUUGGAAUUGGAUCAGCUCCGAACUUCAGCGAGGAGUGCUGAAAGGAAGGAAGAAGCCUUUCGUGUGAUGAGUAGAUGCCAGGAUAUCUGGCAAGAGCUAGGUGUUAAUGACGAAGAUCAAGCAAGCAAGUUUCAAGAUAUUAACGGGCUACUGCUGAAAAAGUGCUCGGAAGAGCUAGAAAGUCUUGAAGCUGCGAGAGAAAUGAUUCAAGCUCGAAUUAAUGACACCUGUCGUGUUGUUAGUCGAAUGGAGUCAUUCUUGCGAAUAGAUACCCCACUACGUAUUCAAUCCCUUCCCGUGGUGGCUGGUGGGUCUCUUUUGGAGCAAGAAAAGUAUGUCCUGUUGCUACAGAAGCGCCUCUCAAAUGAGUUGUGGCACAAUUUAAAUGCGCGUGUCCAGCUGUCUGCUGAUAUCCGGAAACUAUCAGGCGACCUCCGGAUUGAAUCGUGUAAAGAUUUUCGCCAUGUAGCUGACGAUGCCCUCGGUCACUUUGACACAGACUUUUCACAGUCAAUAGCAUUGAAGUUCGAUGCCUGGAAAUCGAUCGCACAGAAUGCGGGUGCUGCUGACGUUCUCGACCAGUUUGUGGACAGCCUAGACGAAGGGACAGAUCUCUCGCGCACGUCAAUUCAGCGGGGUGAGGAUAUAUUUAACAUCAUGCUAUUCGAAAAGAUGAAGCGGAUUGCAGAGGUAAAAGAGUGUGCGACGGCUAUUCGGGCAAUAGCGCGCAAAUCUCAACUGUCCCAAGAUGAUGUCGGGUCAGUAAUACGCAGAAUGCUUGACGAAGAAGAUUCUUUUGACGGCGUAAUUGACACCAAGUCAACUAUUUUGGAGGAUCUAUGUGCUCAUAUAUAUCAGACGGGUGGUCGACUUGACUUCAGGAAGCACAGACUUGAGGUGCUUGCCAAGGUACUUUGUAGCCUCGAGGAGGUUCAAGCAGGGCGAUCGGACGUGUUGGAUUUUCUUCACCGGAUCGUAGAAGAAGCUGCAAUGCUGACCCACGACGUUGCUUUAAGUGGUCACGAAGAUGACAUCUUUUGCCACUUCACUUCUCCGUUGCCUCCAAUCCCUCGAGGCGAUCAAAGCUUCGUGGACACACUUGCUGCUGGCAAAGAGAUACUGUGCUGUCUGAGCGAGCCCGUGGAGGGCGCAUUACGCAGUCUCUUGUACUCUAUGGAUAACGAUUUUGCAGCUUUCGGUAUCAACACAAAGGCGCAGCGUCUGAGCUUUUUCUUGGGGUGCAGGAUAGACGACAACAGCUCUCAGCUUGCCACUCUGGACAAGUACGUCAUCCACUCAUCCGAUGCAGCAAAGACGCUAAGUAGUGAUGGCAAUUCGGAUAUUGGAUUCCUGGGAAGAGCGCCAGAGUGCAACGAUUCUUUUCUAUCAAGACUUGAUCCCGCGUUUGAGGAGUUCCACUUGACAUACUCAGUAUCUUUCGGUGAUUCACAGCUGCAGCGACUUCGCACCUCGAUCGCAGACAUUCGGGAAGUGAAGAACGCGAUGGUUAGCGCACAAAUCCGACUAAAGUCACUGCGCAAAAUCAUGGUGAUCUAUAACAAAAUAAACGAGUUCAAGAGCAAAAUCGCUGAAUUCGAAGCAAGUGCUAGUCAAAAGGACCGCUUGUUUGGAAAUUCACUCGUACUACUCGAAGAAGAACGGUUUCGCAAGAUGGCAGCCAAACACUACCCGAAUUUGCUCGCAGCACUUCAGAAAGAAGUAUCGCGCUGGCUAGAAAAUGAAGGUGGCGAAUAUGAUCUCAGCGUACUUGGUGAAGACCUCAAGAACCUUUUGCUGGAGAUGAUGAACACAAACACUGACCUCAUGCAUCUAGACUUGGGUAUUGUCAGCCGCGCGUCAAAGCAAAUGGUGACUCCUACCUCAAGCAGCGCUUGUCUCCAGACCACGGCCACUGGUAGCAACCAGCGUACUACUUCGAAGAUAGUUACAUCAAGUGGCAACAAUGUGAGGAAUCAAUCGUCCAACGAGCAUGAGGCUUUUCAGCUAUAA
Peronospora matthiolae is the source of this 5097-nucleotide messenger RNA. The record is from the annotation of a GenBank genome assembly. Lineage: Eukaryota; Oomycota; Peronosporomycetes; Peronosporales; Peronosporaceae.